CCUGGCUCCUCACAGAGCCUGUCCUGGUGGCAGCCAGGGGAGUGUGAGGGUGGGGGCCCCCCACCGGGUCCCCCAGGGCGCGGGCCCUGAAGCAAAGUGGCCCCUGGCCUUGGCUGCUUUGGCUGUUCCCAGCGGAGCCCACCUAUGCCUGGGGGGAUCCAGGCCCAAAGCGGGGUGCAGCCGUGCCCCUGCACACCGUCAGGAUCCACCGCUGCGCAGAGCUGUAGCACCUGAACCUGUGCCUGGGUGAAGCCAGCGCGUCCCGAGCCGCUGGGGAUGCUCAUCUUUUGCAGGUUGCUAUCACUGGCUCCGGCGCUGUGAAAACGCCAGCCCAUACCUUUUGACCGCACUUAUUGGAGGAGACGCCUUUCCUGGGGCUUUGUGGGAGAGACUUGCCCGCUUUGGGGGAUUUGCAACUGUUUCAAAUGAAAUGUAAAGCCCGGUUUUCCAUUUGUCACUGAGCUUUUUGUGGCUGUUAACUCUCGUCUUAUUGUUGGCAGGGGCUCAUUUGAUGCUUACCAAUGUUUUCCAGGGCAUGAGCAUUGCUGUUGUGGGACCUACUUUUCAAGAUCUAGCUAGGAAUGUGAAUAAAAAUGUCAGUGACAUCUAUUACAUCUUCGUGGGGCGUUCGGUGGGCUACCUUGGAGGGUCAGUGGUUGGAGGGAUUCUCUUUGACUGCAUGAACCCUCAUCUUCUCUUGGGGUUAUCCAUGCUGGGAACAGCAGCUGGUCUUUACGCCAUACCAUGGUGUAAGAAGGCAUUAAUGUUAACAGGCCUGAUGUCAGUCAUUGGAGUUUCCAUGGGAGUUCUGGACACAGGUGGCAAUGUCCUUGCAUUGAAUACAUGGGGAGCAGAUGCUGGACCACACAUGCAGGCCUUACACUUCAGUUUUGCACUGGGUGCCUUUGUAGCUCCCCUCUUGGCUAAAAUGGCUUUGGGCAGCUCCAUAUCUCAACUCCAUAAUGAAGGUGAAAAAACAAAUCAGUCUGUUUUGAGUUCUAUACCUACAGCACUGACUGCAUCAGCAUUCAAACUCUAUUUCAACAUUCACUUUCUGUGGUCCUUCAUUGUUAUAGGCACCUAUAUUUUAUUAAUUUCUUUGCUAUUUUUUAUCCUAUAUUCAAGGAGCAGCCCAAUGCGAGAUAAAACAAAAGCUUCUCUGCACAAAUGCCGGAUUGCCAAAUACCACUAUGUUCUCCUCAUUCUCCUUUUCAUAUUUUUCUUUUGCUAUGUAGGAGCAGAAGUCUCCUAUGGCUCUUACAUUUUUACUUAUGCAAAGGUCUACGCUGAUAUGAAGGAAAGUGAAGCAGCUGGCUUGAACUCCAUCUUUUGGGGAGCAUUUGCAGCUUGCAGAGGCCUGGCAAUCUGUUUUGCUGCCUGUUUAUACCCUGGUACUAUGAUUCUGCUUAGUGUCAUAGGCAGUACUGUCUCUUCCUUGUUUUUGGUACUGUUUGCUACACAUCCUAUCUCGCUAUGGGCUGGGAGUACAGUGUACGGGGCUUCAAUGGCUGCCACCUUUCCCAGUGGCGUUUCCUGGAUUGAACAGUACACCACUAUACAAGGAAAGUCUGCUGCUUUUUUUGUGGUUGGUGCUGCCUUGGGAGAGAUGUGUAUUCCAGCAGCAGUUGGGUUUUUGCAAGGGAAAUUUGACCAUCUGCCAGUGAUAAUGUACGCUGCACUGGGAGCUUCAGUAACAACAGCACUGCUCUUUCCUGUGAUGUAUAAAUUGGCCACCUCUUCCAGUGAGAGUAUGUUGGAGGACAGUGGUGGGAGUGAGGACCGGAAAGCUUUGUUGUCCAGCUCUGGACUGGAUGAAGAUGAAGAGGAGGAGGAUGCAGAAGAAUGGAAUGAAGCAGACUUUGAAGUGAUUGAAAUGAAUGAUACAAUGAGAAACUCUGUGAUUGAGACCUCUCGGAAGAUACCAGAAUCCCCAGCUAAAAUUUCCAACCAACCACCUUCAAAUAACAUACUGUUUAAUUCUCCAGUGUUGGCUGGGAGCUCCCCAGGGAGGAAGCACUGUAGUACAGACAGGGAGAAGAAUGAUUAAAAGAAACCUAGGCUGAUUACUUAAAAUGACUGACUUGCUUGGGUAAGAUAAAAACACAGUCAAAUUGCAGCUGUUUUUGUAAGGUGAGUCAGAACCUGAGUAGUAGUACAAAGCUAAGUGUUCCCACCUCCAUGCUUGCAAAAUUUCAGUCCAUUCUGCUUUUUCAUUUUAGCCUGCAGCUGUGUUUCCUGGAGUGGUGAAAUACAUGGCGAUCAGGUGUAGUGUAAGGAAAUUAAAAUUUAGCCUAAAAGUACACAAACAUUUUCUGAAGUAGGAGGCUGAACUUUUGUAGAAAGACUGGGGGACUGUGUGUAAAUAACUUUGUAUUUGGACUGUUUGUAGUACUUGCACCAUAUUUUUAGAGCACUUCUGUGCUGGCUGGGUUGGGUUUCUUUUAUCUCUUACUUCAGAUUUGUAGAAAUCUUGAGUUUCCUGAAUCUAAUCAAAGAGAUGCUUGAACUUUCUGAGCCAUGUAGUGUGUAACAUAACCCAGGAAAAUUAAGUUAAAGGUUAAAUUGUCCUUACCCUUCCUGGAAGAAUUGAGGGCUGGGAGCCUAGCAGUUUUAGUUAAAGCAGGGGUGGGCAAUUAUUUUGGGCAAAGGGCCACUUACUGAGUUUUGGCAAGCCAUAGAGGACUGCAUGACAGGUAGCCAGGGGCAGAUAAAUAUUAAUUUUCUAAAUUUUUUUAGGGGCCCUGUGGGCGGGAUAGAAUGGCCUGGCAGGCCACAUCUGGCCUCCGGGCCGCAUUUUGCCCACCCCUGAGUUAAUGGAUGUGUUGCUGGCCUUAACAGGGAGUUUUCCCGUGAAAUCAUUUAAACAGAGCGUCUAUAUAUAAUUCAGUUUAAAUUAUGAAAAUUUAGCCAUUAAUCAAAUUCAUGUACACUGUGACAAAGUAUUAAGGGAGUUGUUUAAAUAUCAGGUAUUGAAUUCAGACUGGCUCUGAAGGGUAAAAUUGUUUGUCUCCAUUUCGACUAUUUUUGGAGGGUUAAGGAGAAAGACAGGGCAAGAGAGUUUGAAAAGUAAUUGGGCAAGCCUGCUGUGUACUGCAUAGCAUUGUGAUCCACUGUUUAGUGUAACGAGCCAGAACUCUGGCAGCAAACAUGAACCAGACAAGUAGCAAGAUUGCUGGAAUUAGUUUGGAGCCUGAUCUGCCAGAACCCUCUUUAAGAGCUGCUAUUUGUUUGCAUUUUGGAGCUUUUUUUUCUUUUCUUUUUGUUGCACAGCAGUGUCUUGUUUCAGAUGCUGGGUUUGUCAGGGGUGCUUUAUACUCCCUUUCUCUCUCUCUUUUACCUGGAACAUAAGGGCUUCUACUUAUCCCCGGAGAGGAAGGAAUAAGGAGCAAGAACGCAGUCAGGAGCUUUUGCCGCUCAUAGUGAGAUCCAGUGAAAUCUCACAAAUCUCCUCACUCCUAAUGUUAGCAUAAAUGCCAAUGUAUAUUUCUGUGUAUGUUUUUUCCACAAAAGAUGGAGACAGAAUUAGAUAGGGAUGAAUAUUGGCUGAAGACACUUGGUUGACUAGUUACCAUCAGGACUGGAAUCUUUUUUUUCCCUGGUUGUUGUAAAAUAUUAUGAUUGUGUAUAAUCUGGCUAUAGUUGUGUUUGGGAAAUAUAGCCACUACUACAGUGUUUGCAUCUGCUGUAACAAUGCUUUGUUAAACUUUUUAUUAUGCUCUUCCAGUUGCUGCAUGAAAACUCCCUUUUCUUAAUCAACUAUGUAAUGCUUUAAAAUAUUUAAAGGCUAAGUUCUAUCCUGAGAUGCAUGUGACUGCACUUAAAGUUACUGGAAGCAUUCCAGUCACUAGUAUGGCCUCCAGAUUUGCAUAGUAUAUAGCAAUCAAUGAACUGGAAUGCUUUCCUUGACUAAAUAAGGAUGCCUGAGAACACAGAUCGUGAGGUGGCACUUCAAAAGGGUUGUGAAAUGCCGUAAAGCAUUUGUUAGAGCGAGGGAACACCAAGAAGAGAUUGUACAUAGAGGACAAAAAAAGUUGCACAAGUGACUUUGAACACAAGGAUAUUGACAGAAGGAGUGGCCAGUGUUUUCAUACUAUUGUUUUCUUUUUCCAAAAGGUAGUUGUAAUAGAACUAUUCUCUUGGCAAAAAAAUGACUUUACUGCAGGAUCUAGAACAAGGAUAUGGAAGUCAUUGCAACACUUCCUGACAGAGUUGCCAUCCUGAUAGAGCCAUUUUGCAUGAAAGACAAGCUGUGAUUACAACUUACUUACAGACCUGUACUAAGAACUUAAAAUGGGUUUUUGCCACAAAUGAGACGCAAGCUGUACGUUAAGCUUUGCUGGCUCUGUUCUAUAUGUUGUUAGUGAAAACUCCAGAACCCACAUAGUUAAAAAGAAACUGGCAGAGCAGGGCUGUGGUACAUUCCUUUUAUCUACCUAUUUAAUCUUUCUAAGCUAGGGUGGCAUGACAAGAUGGAAAUGUUAGCCAUCUCAUAUCCUCUAGACUUAAAUCUCUUUUUUAGAGCUGGUGGAACCAUGUGAACCAAACCAACCCUGCACCUUUCUAUCUAGCAAGUGGAUUUUCUAACAAACAUUGGGAAUUUAAUGCUGGUUUAAAUUUUGCAAGAUCAGGAAAACGAAGUACCAGUUUCAGCACAGGUUACUGUGUGAGAGAGAUACUAAAUAGGCAGCUAAUGCAAGGAAAUAAUUCCUAGAAGUACUUGGGCUCAGGCUUAUUAAUUUGUAGAGAAGAUGGGGAAAAUGAAAUGCAAGCUCUUCAGAGAAAUUUGCAGUCCUAAUGGCUUUAAACCUAACUUAUUCAAACUUGCUUAGUCCAUUUUGAUUAUUGCUGCUUUUUCAACACAAGGCUGCCUAGGUUAGAGAUGAUGGUGAGUAAUGAAGAGCUUUUAUUUCACUCCUGUGAAUCAUGCUGAAAUGGACAGAGAGGCCUGCCUCUGAGACCUCUCUCAAAUCAGUAGUUUGACUAGCAUAACAUCAAAAUAACCACUGUAAGAUUGAACUGUUUUCCUUCACUGGAUUCUUGAUGGGAAAUGUAAAUGUACAGGGAAAAUGCAUGAUGUGAUACAUGGAAAUAAGUUUUGCAUUUUGUUUUUACCAACUAUUAUGACAAGUGUCACGCAUAUAUGAAAGCAAGAUUGUGUCUUAAAAUAAGGCAAUGUCUGUCUACAUUUUAAGUGAUCCCUAAACUGUUAACUCCUAGAUAACAUUAAUUAUUUGCUAUUAUAUCACUCCUGGCAUUUUGUAGCAUCUUGAUUGACCAAUUUUGAGCACCUUCCCAGUGUUUGCCUCCCUGUUGCCUGGCAUUAUCACCCAAAUGUAUAUGGAUACUUUUUGUACAUGUCUGAAAAGAUAUAUUUGGUGACUUGUAUGGUGAAGAUAUACUAAAAGUAAACACAGAGAUGCAUGUUUGGAUUGCUUGUGUCAAUAUGUCACUCAGUCUGGGAUUUUCAGGGUUUGCUCUUGUUAGAAGUUCAGUUAAAUUGAGCUUUAGAGUAGGGGAUGUUUCUAUAGUCCCUUUGAUUUAAUUCAAUCUGUGGCUAAUAAGGAUCUCUGCUGAUUUUGAUUUAAAACUUUAAGAAGCUUUUUUUAUUACAAGAACUAGUAAAAAUAGUAAACCAUAAGGAUGGACCUUGUACUUGUAGAAAGGAGCAUCUAAUGGAAACUGGUAAGCAACAAGGACAGCAUCCACAAUAUUCAGAUAUGAUCUGCGUUACACUCAAUGGGAGCUACUUGAAUGAACAAGAGCAGCUAUGCCUAUUUGUGUAAGUAACAAAUAGAUUAGUGGAAGAGGCCAGAUUUACUACCCUCCCUCCCUUCAUAGUUCAACCACACUUGUCAUUUAUCCCAGUGACUGUUUGAGCCAGCAUGUCAGAAGCCCUAGAUCUUGAAGUGUUUUAUUCUACAGGAAUGGUCCCUGCUCAAACAGAGACAUCUGAGAAUGAGAGAGUGAAAAUUACUUCUCUCUCAUAAAGAGAGCACAAAGCUGGAACUCUGAAGUAUGAAGCAAUCAGGUGCCUUGGUGACUUUUUUGUUUUAAUUUUGAUCCUGGUUUUUGCUUAAUAGUUAACUUUUUACAUACAUUUUCUUCUAUGGUUUUUCCUUUGUUAGUGUUUGUGUGGGUGACAGUUUUUGUUUAAUAUAAUUUGGUUGAAAACUACUUGUUUACAUGACUGUGCAAUGUGAAAUUUACUUGAGAAACUGAUUAUUCCUUGAAUAUAAUAAAUUGCUUUUAUUUACAA
Molecule: messenger RNA, 6256 nt
Organism: Alligator sinensis (Chinese alligator)
Lineage: Eukaryota; Metazoa; Chordata; Crocodylia; Alligatoridae
Gene: SLC60A2
Product: major facilitator superfamily domain containing 4B
Exons: 3
Coding region: 512-2047 (511 amino acids)
Biological process (GO): transmembrane transport
Source: RefSeq, a predicted model, not a curated record